UUUAAACUAAAACUUACAAUAUGGGGAGGGACAGUAGGGCAGAAUGAGAACUCAGUUAUUCGGAUUCCCUCUCGAUCUCUUUCAAUUUCCCUCUCUUUCUUAUGUCAAAACCCAUAAACCCUCUUUCGUCACUCACUCAAUCACUCCCUCAACUCCAUUUUCAAUUUCAUUCCCAAUUUCUUUAAUGCUGGAUACCGUUGAGUUUUGUAAAAUUUAAUACAAGUAGGAUUCAUUAAGGGCAUAAAGUUAGUCAAGAGACCGUGAUACAAUAUGGGAUCCGGUAAAGUUAAAGCAGCUUUCAAAGCAAUGAAGGAUAUUGGUAUUCCUGAAGAAAAAACAAAACCUGCCUUGAAGAAGCUUCUGAAACUGUUUGACAAGAACUGGGAUCUGAUAGAAGAAGAAAACUACCGACUCCUUGCGGAUACUAUCUUUGAAUUUGAAGAUACUGAGGUCGCAGAGAAAGAGAAGAAUAAGGUAUCAGAAUACGUUGAACAAGGGGAGGUAUAUGAGGAAGCAGUUCAGCCUCAAACCCAGGAUGAGCCUGAGAGGCCAUUGAAAAGAUUGCGCUUGAAACACCAAAAUCAAACUGCAUCAUCUCAUGGCCAGAAUGGUUCCUCAUCUACUUGCGCAUUGAAGAUACCUAAGCCAGAGCCUGGGGAGCCCGAAGCUUCUCCGACUCACAUGGCCCAGCCUGUGACAGGAUCUCCGCAGUCUCUUGUGAGAAACAAGGGGAAACAACCUGUCUCCCCUCAAAUUAGUUCAAAAGCUAAAAGACCUCCAUUGGAUCGGCCAUCUCAAGCUUUGCAAAUCAAAGAGCCAAAAGGUGAUACAGGUGUCAUUCCUAAACAAAAGCAGGCUAAAGUUAAAGCCUUGAUAAUUCCCAAAGACGAGCCAUUUACUGAUGAUAUGCCAUCAGUUGAACCUCUUGCUGUAGUACUACCCGAUCGCAAGCAACCAGAGGUUCCUUCUAAUUCUGGCAACCUAGGUUGCAGCCAGGAUGGUCAAGGAAUUGGGGCCUCUAAAUCUCUGGACAUUUUUGAUAAAGGUCUGGGGUUAUCAAGUGGAGAAGGCAACCAUGUGCAGGAACCUGCUGUUUCCAAGAAAAUUCCAGCCAGCAUAAGCAUAGCUGACUCACAUAUAGGAGAAGUGAAGUUACUGUUGAGCUUCGACUCUACACUGGAACAGACAGAUUUUCAUUUUCAAGAUUUACAAGCAAUCCUCAAGAAAGUCGAUGAUAUUUUUCUUGAGAAGUUCAAAAUUAUGGAUCCAGAAUUCUCUACAAUGAAGGUGAUGACAGAGCUUUGUGAAUAUGUUGGGAAGAUGAUCACAGGUGAUGGUUGUGUGAAUCAAGAUAGGUCUAAUCAACAAGAUGCUGGGGUCAUUGAGAGGAAUGGAGUUCAUAGCCUUCAAUCAAAUGGUUCCAUAACUCCAGAACUUUCUGAUAAUGUGGCUGCUGCUACAGAUAUUAAAGAAACUCAUGCUCCCAAUGCAUCACCAGCUUCCAGUAUUGCAGAUAGGGAUCCAAGUGCGGGUAUGAAUGUGAAGAGCUUGGUGGUCGCUCAACAGAAACAGGUAGUUGUUGGUUGUGACGCAAGUGACAUUACAAGGGGCUUAGAAAUGGUUAAAGUUUCAUUAGAAAAGUCAAACAGUGAUUUGCUACCAUUGUUCCAUUAUAUUCCCCAAAAUGUGAUCUCACAUAAUGCUGGGCUUGUUUUUUCUCUUUCUCAAAUUGGUGAACAAGAUAGUUGCCUUUCUUGUUGUGGUGAUUGCUUGUCUUUGUCCCCAUCUUGCAAUUGUACUCAAAGGAAUGGAGGAGAUUUUAUUUACACAUCAGACGGCCUUUUGAAGGAAGUGUUUCUGGAUAUGUGCAUUUCGAUGGUCAGGAACCCUCAAAAAGACUGCCUUGUCUUUUGUAAAGAGUGUCCACUCGAACGAUUGAAAAAUGAGGAUAUGCUCGAUCCAUGUAAAGGUCACUUGAAGCGCAAGUUUAUCAAAGAAUGCUGGACCAAGUGUGGAUGCAGCAAGGAUUGCGGGAAUAGAGUUAUACAGCGUGGUUUGAGUCACACGUUGCAGGUGUUUUGGACUCCAGAAGGGAAAGGUUGGGGUUUAAGGACCAUGGAAGAUAUUCCAAAAGGGUCGUUUAUCUGUGAAUAUGUUGGAGAGAUUUUAACUUGUACGGAGCUCCAUAAGAGGAAUUUGAGGAGAAGCGAUGACAAGCAUUCAUAUGCAGUGCUACUUGAUACAGAUUGGGGUACAAGAGAGUUAAAAGGAUCUGAAAUUCUUUGUCUAGAUUCCACAUAUUUUGGAAAUGUUGCAAGGUUUAUUAACCAUAGGUGUUCAGAUGCAAACUUGAUUGAAAUCCCAGUUGAAGUGGAAACCCCUAGUCACCACUAUUAUCAUGUUGCAUUAUUUACAACAAGAAAAAUUAAUGCCUUUGAAGAGCUUACAUGGGAUUAUGGACUUGAUUUUGAUGAUGGUGAAAGUCAUAUCAAAGCAUUCCGUUGUCUUUGCGGAAGCAAAUUUUGCCGCAACAUGAAACGGUCAAGCAGAUCUAGGUCAACCCUGACUAUACAAUGAAUGUGCUGUGUGUGCAAAGCCUGAGUAGCAAGGUAGUUUAGGUUGUGACGAUUGAUGACUUCUGGUGCUGAUUAUAACUCAAACGACUAAUUUUGGUCCGUUUUGCACUCAACUGGUGUUUAUUGUUUGGACAUUAAAAUGUAGGUUUUGUGAAUAGCUAGUCCUUACAAUUGCCAUGUACAGUGGUUAAUGGCUAUGCAUGCUCAAAGCAUUUUGGGUCGAUUUCAAAAUGCGUUUGGUGUCACAAUUCUAUGCUUUCUGUUUAGCACAUCAUUGUACUUUUUCUUCUAAUGUUGGUAGCUUCUUUUUUUUCUCUUCUAGUAGAAACUGUGGUAGGCUGGUAGCCCUUGGAAGUUGGAUAGUGUUAUGUCAGGAAUUUUUCUCUUCUAUUAAUAAUCAUCAAAGCUGUCCUUAAGGCUAUAACUACCUUCA
Amaranthus tricolor (Joseph's coat) is the source of this 3009-nucleotide messenger RNA. Its product is annotated as histone-lysine N-methyltransferase SUVR4-like. Gene Ontology annotation, molecular function: zinc ion binding; protein binding; histone methyltransferase activity. The record is from RefSeq and is a predicted model, not a curated record. The coding region runs from base 271 to 2577 and encodes 768 amino acids. The transcript is spliced from 11 exons. Lineage: Eukaryota; Viridiplantae; Streptophyta; Magnoliopsida; Caryophyllales; Amaranthaceae. Gene Ontology annotation, cellular component: nucleus.